AUGAAGAAUACGCAACUCGUGUGGUCAGCGAGCAGACACGAAUGUUUUCUACUUUAUUCCAUCAUUGUGUAUUUAAUUUUUCCGAAAAUCUGUGAAGAAAUUGAUCACUGCUUACCGACACACAGCCCUGCGCAUGUGCGUGCGCAAGCUCAAAACCAUAACACAGUCCUCGGAUUCUCUCACUCAUUAAUUUUCCUCAUUUCUGUUUCUUCUCUUCCGCUUUCUCCCUAUCUCUUUCUCUCUCUCUCUCUCUCUCUCUCUCAAGUAUUUUCUUUCGGCUUCUGUCUCUUUGUACUUUCUUUUAUCUUCCUAUUUUCCUUUUUCUCUCCAUCACAUCUGUCCAUUUCUAUUUUUUCUUUAUUUCUACGUCUACUUCUUCCUAUUUUAUCCUCCCUAAACACUCUCUUUUGUCUGUUCUCCUUCAUUUCAUUAUCUCCUUCUCAUCCUAUCUCUAUUUCUAAUGUACUUUCACUUUUACUUUCACUUUCCCUAUCUUGUUGUUUUCACUUUUUGAACUCCCUUUCUCUCUAUUUAAUUACAACUCUCUUUAUAUAUCCCUCCCUUUCUCGAACGAUCACCGAAGUUAACCAAUGUCGAACCUGCCCCUCUCAUUCUCUUUCUUUCUCCUUUCUUCUGCCAGGUUCUUUCUUUCUCUUUUCUGUUCUCUCUAAUUUUUCUUCCAUUUCCUCUUUUUCUUUCUUAUAUCCCUGUCCCCUACCCACAAAUUCACAACUAACUUUCUUUCAUUCACACACACACACACACAUACUCUCUCUCUCUCUCUCUCUCUCUCUCUCUCUCUCUCUCUCUCUCUCUCUCUCUCUCUCUCUCUCUAUACGAGUCAAACUCUCUUUUCGUUCGAUCUUACUCAAUGUCUUCCCUCUUUUUCUACUGGCCUGUCUUUCUUUUUUCUUUUUUACCUACUCCCUAUUUCUUUCAAUCUUUCUUUACAUUAAACUUACUUACCUCUCUUUCUGUGUUAGCUCUUCUCUAUGUAGCUUUCCCUUUCCUACAUUCGAUUUAUUUACCUCUCUUUCUGUCGUAUCUCCUCUCUAUUUUGGUUUCCCUCUCUUUCUUUACAUUCGACUCAUUACCUCUCUUUCUGUGGUAUCUCCUCUCUCUGUUGACCUCUCUCUUUCUUUACAUUUGACUUACCUCUCUUUCUGUGUUUGCUCUUCUCUAUGUAGGUUUCACUUUUCUACAUUGGAUUUACUUACCUCUCUUUCUGUGUUAGCUCCUCUCUAUGUUGAUCUCCCUCUCUCUCUUUCUUUACAUUCGACUUACUUACCUCUCUUCCUUUGA
Acanthosepion pharaonis is the source of this 1302-nucleotide messenger RNA. The record is from the annotation of a GenBank genome assembly. Lineage: Eukaryota; Metazoa; Mollusca; Cephalopoda; Sepiida; Sepiidae.